Molecule: messenger RNA, 681 nt
Organism: Dromiciops gliroides (monito del monte)
Lineage: Eukaryota; Metazoa; Chordata; Mammalia; Microbiotheria; Microbiotheriidae
Product: transmembrane protease serine 12-like
Exons: 5
Coding region: 1-681 (226 amino acids)
Biological process (GO): proteolysis
Molecular function (GO): serine-type endopeptidase activity
Source: RefSeq, a predicted model, not a curated record
AUGGUACGAGAGCCACGGUUUUGGAUAGCUCUAGUUGGAGUUAACAAUAUUUUACAGAGCUACAAGAAGCAUAAGAAAAUAAAAAUUGUUGAUAUCAUCAUCCAUCCAGAAUUCAAGUGUAAAACCUUUGAAAAUGAUAUUGCCCUGGUUCAUUUAAAAGAUCCUGUCACUUAUAAUGACUUUGUUCAGCCUCUCUGCCCCUGUUUGCCAUUUUUUAAUGAUGUGCCCAAAAUAGAUAAUACCAAACGGUGCUUCAUAAGUGGUUGGGGAAGAAGAAAAGAAGAAGGUACAAUAACAUCUUUAUUACAAGAGGCUGAAGUGCAUUUUUUACCUUGGGAUACAUGUAAUGCAGUAGGAAGUUAUUCAGGAAGAGUUCCUAAUACUUCAUUUUGUGCAGGUGAAAGUUAUGGAAGUGUUGAUACUUGCACGGGUGACAGUGGAGGUCCUUUGAUGUGUUACUUUCCAGAAAAUGAAAGAUUUUUUCUAAUGGGUAUUGCCAGUGCUGGAGUUGACUAUGGCAGACCACUUUUCCCUGGUAUUUAUACUGAGGUGCGGUUAUAUGAAACAUGGAUGAAAAAUGAGUGGCAUCUGGAUGUUCCUACAGGCAAAAAUGAAAUGAAUAUUGUUCAGGGAAAGGUUAUAGUAAUUAUGGUAUUGAUCAUCUUAUUUGUGGCCACAUAA